Molecule: messenger RNA, 1704 nt
Organism: Halteromyces radiatus
Lineage: Eukaryota; Fungi; Mucoromycota; Mucoromycetes; Mucorales; Cunninghamellaceae
Exons: 4
Coding region: 138-1640 (500 amino acids)
Source: RefSeq, a predicted model, not a curated record
UUUUUUUUUCUUUUUUAAUAACUCACCUUGAUAAUAUCAUGAUUCUUUAGAGAUUCACCAAGAUUCGAACAACUUAUGGACAAUUAUUGGAACACUUACAGCGAAUUCUAUUCUUGACUAGUAUUUGCGAUCGUUUGAUGGAUCAACUAGUGGACAAGAUUCGGGACGUGGAAACAAUAUCACAAGGUUAUACUUUGGCACCAGCAAACUCAACACUUGAACAACCACGUUCACAUCAGUCACAACAAACCAUUGGAAUGCAAUCUGUGGCGCGAUCUGUUCUUGUCCCUUACUUCAAAUCAAUCACUGGUCUUCUUCAACAAUCAAUACCUCUUACUCAUCCCGUCAAUUUAUCUACUCUUCGCGGAAUGUACAACAUUAAAGCACUUUCCUCUUCGUCCUCUCCUCUUGACAUGGAUGGCAUUAUUGACGAUCUUCAAGAUAUUGAAUCUACUUGCUCAGGGCAGCUAGAUUAUUUAGUUUAUAUGAUUCGAUCCCGUCGUCGAGAAUGGUUUAUGCACUUGCUUGCCUUGGAAAUGAUGACUUUGGGGCAUGAUUCGGCACGUCAGGAUUAUGAAACGCUAUUGGAAACUGUGGAACGUAUGAUGUUGGAAAUGGAACAACAAACUAGUCUGACGACCAAAAACACGAAAAAGGCAUUAUUAUCAGAUUUAUUCCUUGAUUAUAUAGAUGGUGAAUUGACGACAUCGCCAACAACAGUAGAUGAAAAAAGUCCCGAUCAACGACCACGAAUUAUAUUGAACAAACUGGAUCUUCUUGAAAAACAUCUACGCAAUCUUCAAACAAAGAUAGUAUUAUGUCGGCAUGAUGCAAAAGGAUUGUCCUAUGAUAGAGGAACUGGAUUUCCAUUUGAAAGGAUUGGCGAACGUUUUGGAAGCAUGGACCAAGAUAUAUCUUACCUGCUGGCUCAGUGGGACGAGAGCAAAAAUGGUCUAUUUGACAUUAUUAGCAAGAAUGAAAGGAAGUCAACUAUAUCACGUGCAUCAUUACCAUCGCCACCUUCUUCUCCAGCAGCAACAACCAGCAAAAAGAAAAAUUCCCUACGAUCUCUUGGUAAGGUAGCUACAGCAUCAACAUCACCUCCAAACCCAACAGCUUCAUCGUCAUCUUCAUCAAUAUCUUCAGUAUUAUCAGCAUCAUCAGCAUCAAAUUCACUAGCAUCAUCAGUUUCAUCAGUCUUGUCAUCACCAUUACCAACAUCACUUCCGAAUCAAAGAUUAUCAUCAACCCAAAAUGAAUCUCCAUUAAUAGCAUCAACAUCAUCAGCAUCAUCAUCAUCAUCAUCACCAGCAUCAAAUACAGUAUCUACUCAAACACCAACAACUAAUGUAGAAGAACCUUGGUUAUCACCUGUACCAAAGCAAAAUUCGCUAUCUGUACCAACCAAUACCACCCUAUCAAGUCGUCAGUCUUGGAUUACUGCUGCUGCCAUUGCCUCCUUCCUGGAAAGUCGACGAGUGUACCGGCUACAGACUCAACAACGCCAACAAUUGAAACCAGAGGAAUACUUUGCUAGAACACAAUCUGACGCCACAUCACAACCCCCUUUAUCAGACGGAGAAUGGUCACCUACUAACCUAUCAUCACCUUCAUCCUCUUUACAAAAAGAACAGCCUUAGACUUUUUAGUUAUAUAUUUGUUUGUACAAUAAAAAUUAUUAGUUUUUGAUCCGAAAAGAAAAAA